This is a messenger RNA of Plenodomus lingam JN3, 402 nucleotides long. Lineage: Eukaryota; Fungi; Ascomycota; Dothideomycetes; Pleosporales; Leptosphaeriaceae. The record is from RefSeq and is a predicted model, not a curated record.
AUGACUUUCUACAAUUCCUUCACAGGCGCAAUGGCCAGGAUAACAGGUGGAUUUGCACUGCAUGCUACAAGACGACAUCCUUGGAAAGUUGGGGCGAUGGAUGCUGACAGACUGAUUGCUGUUGGAGUCGAGUCCCAAACAUGGGUUCCAUGUAGUCAAGACAUGGAGACGGGCACGGUAUAUCUAUGGUACAUGGCAUCGACGAGGACGGAGAACAUCCAUGGGUACAUGUCACACAUGUCCUACCGUACCUACCGAACCUACUCUGAUACUGCAACCCCCAUGGCGGCUUCAUCUCGCAGCAUCUCGCAGCAUCUCCGCAGCCUUUUGCUUGAACGCUAUGUACCCUACCUAAUCCACCGGUACCUACUUGUCGCGAGUUCCCAGUCCCACUUUGGCUGA